This is a messenger RNA of Anopheles moucheti, 1983 nucleotides long. RefSeq lists its product as uncharacterized. Gene Ontology annotation, molecular function: water channel activity. Bases 1 to 1674 code for a protein of 557 amino acids. Gene Ontology annotation, biological process: transmembrane transport. Gene Ontology annotation, cellular component: plasma membrane. NCBI's taxonomy places the organism in Eukaryota, Metazoa, Arthropoda, Insecta, Diptera, Culicidae. The record is from RefSeq and is a predicted model, not a curated record. The transcript is spliced from 7 exons.
AUGACGCACAACACAUUAUCGAAACAACAACAGAUUUCUAGCAAUGGUGAAGGAUCAGCUAACGGAAUCCAUAUAAUUGAAGAUGCUGCUCAAAAUAGAAUGGAAUUGCAAACAUCAUGGCACACAAAGAUAUCCAAUACGUCGUCCUUCAUCGUCUUUUCCAAGUUUCUGGGAGAAUUUUUUGGCACGGCUACACUGAUGUUUCUUGGAUGCAUGGGCUGUCUGGAUGGUUUCGACAAUAUUACAAGCAACUUCAGUCGUGGCCUCAUCUUUGGCUUUACGGUGAUGGUGGUGAUCCUUACAUUCGGUGUUGUCUCUGGUGCUCACAUCAACCCCGUUGUUUCAAUAGCCGCAUACAUCUACGGCGAUCUUUCAUGCAUGAUGGUACUAGUUUACUUUGUGGCUCAGUUUGCCGGCGCUUUGUGCGGUUACGGAUUGCUAAUGGGUGUUGCUCCUCAGACUUACUUUGAUCUAGCACUAGUUGAUGGUCACGGGACCUGUGUGACGGCUCCACAUGCCAGUCUUACAACAUCGGCGGCCUUGGGAAUAGAGUUCAUCGUCACCGGUAUUCUAAUCUGGGCGUGUUGUGGCGUUUGGGAUCCACGGAACGCCAAAUAUCAAGAUUCGGUACCACUGAAGUUUGCGCUGCUCGUAGCAUCCAUCUCUGUUGCAGCAGGACCCGCUACCGGUGCGAGUAUGAACCCUGCCCGAACAUUGGCGCCUUGUGUUUGGAACAACAGCUACCAUAAAAUAUGGAUUUAUUUUGUGGGGCCUCCCCUGGCUGGUAUCAUCAUGCCUAUAACGUACAAGUAUAUCUUUCGAAGAGAAAUUCACGGAGAUGAUGAACUACAAAUUAAGUCGCCACAGGGAUGCGUUUGCGUUGUACAUAAUAAGGAAUCAGGAAUUAACAGCACAAUGAAAAAGUCAACCCUCGACAAUAUUUCAGUCUUUCUGGCCGAGCUGAUCGGCACAGGAUUGUUGGUGAUGCUUGGUUGCAUGGGAUGCGUGUCUGGAUUAGGCCACACUCCUUCGCAUUUUGAAUUGUGCAUUAACUUUGGUCUAAUAGUAAUGAUCGUUGUACAAGUUUUCGGUUGCGUAUCCGGGGCCCACUUAAAUCCAGCGGUUACCGCUGCUGCAUGGGUGUACGAAUUAGUUUCCACCAAGAUGGCCUUGGCGUAUGGUGUAGCUCAAUGCAUUGGUGCCUUUAUGGGUUACGGCAUCCUAAAGCUGCUGACUCCAGGAGAUGUGUUCGAAACAGCCUUAGCACAUGGAGCCGGAUUCUGCGUAACACAGCCGAACAGCGCCAUCUCUAACAUGCAGGCUGUUGGCAUUGAAUUUGUUGCUACAAUGGUAUUGAUCUUAGUCUGCUGUGGUGUCUGGGAUCCUCGCAACGCAAAGCAUCACGAUUCGGUUGCCCUCAAGUUUGGUUUCACUGUCGGAGCGCUAGCCGUUGCAGCGGGACCUUACACCGGCGCAAGUAUGAACCCUGCCCGUUCUGUAGGCCCGGUCCUGUGGAACGGAGUGUACAAUGCACAUUGGAUUUACUGGGUCGGCCCGCUUGGGGCUGCUUUUCUGACUGCCUUUGCCUACAAAGCUGUAUUUCGGCGGGAAGUACCUAUUGAACAGCUUAAUCACGAGCUAGCGGCUCUUAACACUGACAAAUCGAACGCUUAGCUGGCUCAUUAUCUUCAUUCAAGCUAAAUCGUUACCAAUGAACGUUUCACGAUAUAGUACACAACACAAUUUAUACAAUGUACUGUUUUGUAUGACUACUCAGCUAAUUGCCCAUUUUUGAGCAGCAAUCGCUUAUGUCGGUUGUAUUCGCAACCGCAUGGAAAUGAAUUUGCGUCAUGCAAGUUGACGUACGCCGUUUAGUUAUAAGAUAUGUUUGUUAUAAUAAAUAAUUAGCCAGAAUUUGCUAUUUCCAUUUCUCCUAAUGGCACCCGUUGGCGUGUUUUGAUCGUCUACGUAUGGUAAAUCUAA